UUUAAUGGGCUUGGAACGAGUCUAAAGGACAAGGUCGAACGCCUGCUGAUCGAGUGCUCAGGUCAAAAAUAUACCCUACACAAUCAAGAAGAUUUCUUGAAGCUUCUCAAGUGCAUAAGUGCUUGCUUACAGCUGGAUAUGAUGAAAUAUCAUCACGCUUCAUCGAACACAUUCAAACAACGCCAGAUAUUCUCCAUCCACAUUACUCUUUUGGCAACCACGUCUGAUGGCAUGCAUAUCAUUUGUAUUGAGGUGAGAUCAGUUGUAGUACCUAUUGACUGGGAAGACUAUUUGCAUUGGAUCAAAGUUUUCGAGCUGUUGGUCAAGUUGAAG
Molecule: messenger RNA, 333 nt
Organism: Zychaea mexicana
Lineage: Eukaryota; Fungi; Mucoromycota; Mucoromycetes; Mucorales; Lichtheimiaceae
Exons: 3
Source: RefSeq, a predicted model, not a curated record